Messenger RNA from Psammomys obesus (fat sand rat), 894 nucleotides. RefSeq names its product melanocortin 2 receptor (gene Mc2r). The transcript has a single exon. Gene Ontology annotation, molecular function: corticotropin receptor activity. Gene Ontology annotation, biological process: G protein-coupled receptor signaling pathway. The coding region runs from base 1 to 894 and encodes 297 amino acids. Lineage: Eukaryota; Metazoa; Chordata; Mammalia; Rodentia; Muridae. The record is from RefSeq and is a predicted model, not a curated record. Gene Ontology annotation, cellular component: membrane.
AUGAAGCAUAUUAUCAAGCCGUAUGAGCACGCCAAUGACACGGCAAGAAAUAACUCAGACUGCCCUGAUGUAGUUUUGCCAGAAGAAAUAUUUUUCACAAUCUCCAUUAUUGGGGUUUUGGAGAACCUAAUUGUCCUCUUGGCUGUGAUCAAGAAUAAAAAUCUCCAGUCUCCCAUGUACUUUUUCAUCUGCAGUUUGGCCAUUUCUGACAUGUUGGGCAGUCUGUAUAAGAUCUUGGAAAACAUCCUGAUCAUGUUCAGAAACAUGGGCUAUCUCAAGAGUCGUGGCACCUUUGAAAGUACCGCAGAUGACAUCAUUGACUGCAUGUUCGUCCUCUCUCUGCUGGGCUCCAUCUUCAGCCUGUCUGUGAUUGCUGCUGACCGCUAUAUCACCAUCUUCCAUGCCCUGCAGUACCACAGCAUCGUGACCAUUCGCCGCACUAUCAUCACCCUAACGGUUAUCUGGGUGCUCUGCGCGGGGAGCGGCAUCACCAUGGUGAUCUUCUCCCACCGCAUUCCCACAGUGCUCGCCUUCACGUCGCUGUUCCCUUUGAUGCUGGUUUUCAUCCUGUGUCUCUACAUUCACAUGUUCUUACUUGCCCGCUCCCAUGCCAGGAAGAUCUCUACCCUUCCCAGAGCCAACAUGAAGGGUGCCAUGACGCUGACCAUCCUUCUUGGGGUCUUCAUCUUUUGCUGGGCCCCCUUCAUCCUCCAUGUCCUCUUAAUGACCUUCUGUCCAAAUAACCCCUACUGUGUUUGCUACAUGUCUCUCUUCCAGGUCAAUGGCAUGUUGAUCAUGUGCAAUGCAGUCAUUGACCCCUUUAUAUAUGCCUUUCGGAGCCCAGAGCUCAGGGAUGCGUUCAAAAAGAUGCUCCCAUGCAACAGGUAUCAGUAG